Trypanosoma conorhini is the source of this 696-nucleotide messenger RNA. RefSeq lists its product as uncharacterized. Bases 1 to 696 code for a protein of 231 amino acids. The record is from RefSeq and is a predicted model, not a curated record. The transcript has a single exon. Lineage: Eukaryota; Euglenozoa; Kinetoplastea; Trypanosomatida; Trypanosomatidae.
AUGGCGGGCCCACUCCCUGCGCCGCCAGCCCUGCCGCUGCUGCGGCUGCUCACCGUGUGCGUCGUCGUCGCUGCGGUCGCCGCGUUGCCCAUGGCGGCGGAGGGGUUUCGCUUCACUGCUCGUCCCGGGCGAAAGUGCUUCACGGAGGACCUGCCGGAGGCGGGCCGCUAUGAGCUCCACUACAAAAUGACCCGCAGCCUGACGCCGUUUGUCUCCGUCGGCGUCUCGGCCCCCGGCGGGCGGGUUAUCGUGGAGCACGCCACGGCGCAGGCCGACGCGAAGGAGAUCUUCGCGGUGGAGCGCAAAGGGGAGAUCGCGGUCUGCUUCAACGUCGCGGAGAAGGCGCGGUACAGCGCCACCUCGUUUAACGUGACGCUGGAGGUGACGGACGCCGAGGACGCCGAGCUGACGCGGCAGAAGCGGCAGACGUACAGCACCUCAAGCGCCAUCGCCGUCGGCGUCGGCAAAGCCAGCGGGGCGCUGCAGCAAAUGGAUUACAUCUUCCGCACGGCGCUGCGCAUCCGCUUCGCCGUCACGAGCCUGAUGGCGGCCGAUGCGGACAUACGCUACUCACUUAAGGAGAUGAACGAAGUUGCGUGGAACUACGUGUAUGUGUUCGCCGCCAUGGCGACGCUGAUAUCGCUCGCGACUUACUUCCGCCUGCGUCAGUACUUUCAGUUACGGAAGUAUAUUUAA